AUGUGUAUUGGUAUUGUUGUUGGUACUGGUACUGGUAUUGUUAUUAACAAUGGUAUUGGUAUUCGUAUUGUUAUUAGUAAUAGUAUUGGUAGUGGUAUUGCUUAUUGGUUUGGGGCUGGUAUUGUUAAUGGUAAUGGUAUUGGUACUGGUAUUGGCAUUGGUACGGGUAUUGUUAAUGGUAAUGAUAUUGGUACUAGUAUUAAUAUUGGUAUUGGUAAUGGUACUAAUAUUGGUAUUGGCAUGGAUACUAAAAUGGCACAGACGCCACAUCAGCGAUUUGGCAAAAUUUCAUUGCAGCUGACAACAGUAACAGCAACAACAACGCGUGCCGCCUUUUGUUGCGCUGUUGAGAAAUUGCGCAUUCGCGUGCGGCUUUGUGGCGCACAAAAUGAGGAAGUUGCUAGCAGUUAA
Molecule: messenger RNA, 411 nt
Organism: Bactrocera dorsalis (oriental fruit fly)
Lineage: Eukaryota; Metazoa; Arthropoda; Insecta; Diptera; Tephritidae
Product: putative per-hexamer repeat protein 5
Exons: 3
Coding region: 1-411 (136 amino acids)
Source: RefSeq, a predicted model, not a curated record